This is a messenger RNA of Ruditapes philippinarum (Manila clam), 947 nucleotides long. RefSeq lists its product as uncharacterized. The coding region runs from base 70 to 906 and encodes 278 amino acids. The transcript has 2 exons. NCBI's taxonomy places the organism in Eukaryota, Metazoa, Mollusca, Bivalvia, Venerida, Veneridae. The record is from RefSeq and is a predicted model, not a curated record.
CUGACGUCAGAGCACGUACACUUUAUAUUUAUUUUUCUUUCUUUCAUAUCGAUUUCGUACUGAGUCAAAAUGCCGAAACGAAAAGCAAAUUCAUUGCCAGCACAAGUAAAGGCUGUUCGGAGUGCACGGUUGCACACCCAGAGGCCACUUGGCAGACCGGAUAUAGUCGCUACACAAUCACAGUCAGUUCUACCGGAGGUGGAAAACAAUAGUCAGGCAUCGGUAUUGGAAGACCAACAGCAGCAUGAUAAUGGUUACACCUAUGACAACAUAUUUCAUGUAUGGGUGUGUGGUUCGUCGCUGGUCACUGGGGCAUCGAAUCGGGCCUCGGAACGCCCUGACGGACAUAACAUUGGGAUGGAGAAUUUAGGGGUGAAGGUUACAUGGUUAGGUAUGAGCGGGAUGAGGGUACACCAUUUAAAGGAAACGAUAAGUUACCAUCUUCAGUUUAAUCCGAAGCCUGAUAUGCUGAUCAUUCAUUGUGGGGGAAAUGACAUAAGGUGCCAAGAUAGACCUGGUCUAGAACUCAGUUGGAAACUUAAAAAAUGUAUUUAUGACGGUAAUGACGACUACGACCUUAACGGUGACAUUGAAAGUAUCCAACAAAAGUUGCCAAACUGUAGAAUGAUAUAUUCUCAAAUUUUACCACGUUUAACAUGGCGUUACUAUGCAAAUCAUCGGGAAAUAGUUAAUCGAAUCAGAAAAAGGGUGAACAGUUGUAUUGGAGCUUAUACUGUUAGGAAAGGUGGGGGUUACAUUAAAUAUCCAAACAUUAUCGAAGACCCUAGGUUUUUUUCUGACGGCACGCACCUUAGCUCUUUAGGUUAUGACAUCAAGCUAUAUACAAUUGGGUCAGCACUAUAUUCAUUCAAAUGUUUAGGAAAUUCUACAUUUCCUGUCUCAUAAUUAGUGCAUAACAUAGCACAGAUGUUUUUUUUUUUUUUUUU